CCUUCUUGCACCAAAAGCCAGAAGCCAUUGACACAAAAAACACUAUCAUCUCGUCUCAAUUGCCUUCUUAUACUGUACUAUCUGUUGCUUGACUCGUUCUCGUUCACAAGAUGGCACAAAAAGCAGCUCGCGACUGGAUCUACCUGGUCAUUAUCUCACUCCAACUCGUUGGCAUGAUCUGUCUCGAAUUCACUGAGUUCUACCCUGAGUCGAUCUAUUCUGCACCCAAUGCCCCUCUCCACUUUCUAGCCAACGUCAAAGAACAAUACCUCUCCUUUUCAGGGGACCCCUUCUUCGGGGACAAGUUCCAUGGUGCCUGGUUCCGCAGCAUGUUCUUCAUUGAGAUCUUUGUUCAAUUCCCUCUGGCUAUUUACAUCGUGCGGAACCUCGCUGCUAAGAAGCCUUCAUCUGGACCUGUUGAACUCGCUGGUCUGGCGUAUGGUUGCUUGACUGCUAUGAGCUCCGUUGCAUGUGUUGCUGAGCUGUUGGAGAUGGGGCCUGAGUUGGUGAGCGAGGAGCAUAAGAGGAACUUGGUCUGGGGGACGUAUUUUCCUUAUGCGCUUAUUCGUAAGUCCCCAUCCGUUUGUUGAAUGUUUACUAAUGAGAUCAAGCUGGUGCUAUGGCUAUUGAUAUGUACACACGACUGUUGCGCCGUGUGAGCACUGAUAUCAAGCCCAAGACACAGUAGAGAACACAGUCACAAAACGGCACUUGUAUGGCAGGUAGUCGGUGUGGACUGUUGCCUCCGGCUUUUCACAUUACUGUUCUACAUUGCAAGAAUCCCAUAUCCAUCCCUGACUCCAUAAAUGCACUGUACAUAAAACCAGAAUCUCAGUCCAUUCUCUUAUUCUGCUUCGAGUAUCCCCAUCCAUUGCCCAUGGUGUUCACUCCAUAUCCCAAAGGUGUCGCACCCCCGAGAGCUCGUCCCUUGAGUCUUCUGGGCAGAAUCACACCAAGAGUGUACAUAGUAGCACACAACACACCAGCGCCAAAGGACACGAGACUGUAGAACACAGUGCUCGCGUAAAUAUGACCGCCUAGGCCCUGCCAUUCUACCUUUCCUUCUGUCUUGGGCAGUGCCGGUGUUGGAAACCAUCGCACAGAUAGGCUCAGCGGCAAUGGAUCGCCAAUGACCAAUUUUCGUGUAUGCGAGCCCUGCAGAUGGUGCAGAGGACUAGUACUAUACGCAAUCGCUGAAUCCAAAACACCACUGUCAUGAGCAUGAGUAUGAUGCUUCGGCGUACUAUGCAGCAACACAUUCAUAUGCGUGCUGAUAUGUAUAUGGCUAAGCUGUAAUGUGCCCGCGAGUGCGAAAACUACGGGGACGUAUUCGCGCUCGGGGACCUUCUCGCCAACGACUUCGACUUCGGCCGCUGGACGCGCAGGAAUACGACAUGAUAGAGGCGCAUCGGAGUGGAUGUAGAAUUCGAGGAGGUGGAAGAAAGGAUCGUCGAUCAUGGCUAUCGUGCAGUUUACUUCGCCUUCUGUUCCGUAGUUGAAUUCAAGAGGGCGGCCGGUUUCGUUGCAGACGGGGAAAGGUUUCCAUUCGAUUUCGUGCUUUUCGUUUUCGACAUGCUCGCCAGUUUCUCUGCGACUUGUUAGAGAUGUAGCUAGUAAUUGGGUGACGGACGCACGAGUUACGGUUCAUGCAUUCUACGGGAAUGGGAGCGCCGUAGUGAUAUGAGGGAAGACCAUCUUCUGGAUUCGCUGUGACGAGGGGCGUUAAUGCGCCCAGGGCGACGACGGCCCAGGCGAUAGGAGCGAUCAUGACAGCGGUGUGAUUUGAGGGCGCAAAGAAGUGGUUUGUGAGAAACCACCCUCGUAUAUUCGGCGACUUGGAGCGUCUAGAUUAAGUAUCAAGAUCAUAACAUGGCGAUCAAGAAAGUCUGUUUGGCGAGCUCUGGGGGGUUGAGUUGAAG
Molecule: messenger RNA, 1919 nt
Organism: Fusarium odoratissimum NRRL 54006
Lineage: Eukaryota; Fungi; Ascomycota; Sordariomycetes; Hypocreales; Nectriaceae
Exons: 2
Coding region: 111-590 (159 amino acids)
Cellular component (GO): endoplasmic reticulum
Source: RefSeq, a predicted model, not a curated record